UCCUCUCUGAGGAGGUUCUUUGCCGAACAAACGGAGGCACACCAGACAUCCAAAAUGGCGCCUGCGGCCCUCACACGCGGCAGCCAGCCUCCCAGCCCAGCUCCAUCAGAGGGCUCAGGGGACGAAUCCGACAUCAGGGCGCUACUCACACGGCUGCCCUCGAAGAAAGACCUCACAGAUAU
Molecule: messenger RNA, 182 nt
Organism: Pelobates cultripes (western spadefoot toad)
Lineage: Eukaryota; Metazoa; Chordata; Amphibia; Anura; Pelobatidae
Source: the annotation of a GenBank genome assembly